This is a messenger RNA of Rosa rugosa (rugosa rose), 1033 nucleotides long. Its product is annotated as transmembrane emp24 domain-containing protein p24beta2. Bases 166 to 795 code for a protein of 209 amino acids. Gene Ontology annotation, cellular component: endoplasmic reticulum-Golgi intermediate compartment; Golgi apparatus; COPII-coated ER to Golgi transport vesicle. The record is from RefSeq and is a predicted model, not a curated record. Lineage: Eukaryota; Viridiplantae; Streptophyta; Magnoliopsida; Rosales; Rosaceae. The transcript is spliced from 5 exons. Gene Ontology annotation, biological process: endoplasmic reticulum to Golgi vesicle-mediated transport; intracellular protein transport; Golgi organization.
CUCAAACUCAGCGCGGUGGUCCGACAGCUAUUAUUAGCUUCCGACUUUCAGUUCGGUCAGUGAAUCUUAGAGUCCUAAAACUCAAACUCAAACAGUCAAACCCAUUAUCAAUACGGUGUAACCCUUUUUGUUUCUCUCUCCAAUUUUGAUUGUUUCACAGAGAAGAUGGAGCUGCUGGGAUUGUUAAUGAUGGGUUUUGUGAUCUUGUGCCAAAUGAAAGGCUCCGUUGGGUUGAGGUUCGUGAUAGAUAGAGAAGAGUGCUUCUCUCAUGAGGCAAAGUAUGAGGGUGACACUGUUCAUGUCUCUUUUGUUGUGAUCAAAAUCGAUUCGACUUGGCAUUACACUCAAGAAGGAGUUGAUCUUGUGGUGAAGGGGCCUUCUGGUGAACAACUUCAUGACAUACGUGACAAGACGAGUGAGAAGUUUGAAUUUGUGGUUCAGAAGGCCGGUGUUCAUCACUUCUGCUUCACUAACAAGUCUCCUUACCAUGAAACCAUUGAUUUUGAUGUACAUUCUGCGCACUUCACAUACUAUGACGAGCAUGCUAAAGAUGAGCAUUUCAAACCCUUGUUUGAGCAGAUUCAAAAGUUGGAGGAAGCCAUUUACAAUAUCCAAUUUGAGCAACACUGGCUAGAGGCUGAGACCGACCGCCAGGCAAUAUUGAAUGAAGGAAUGAGUCGGAGAGCAACUCACAAGGCAAUGUUUGAAUCAGCUGCACUUAUUGGAACUAGCCUCCUCCAAGUUUUUCUUUUGAAACGUUUGUUUGAGCGCAAGCUUGGGUCAUCUAGAGUCUAGAUCAUUCAGUAGCCUUGCAUCAAGUAUUUAUCAAUUGUAACAUUACACAAUGGAAAGAUAUUUUACAUGGUGAAAUUUUUCAGAACAGAAACUGUACCAUUAUAGAGUCUGAUAGUUUCAAGAUGGUUGCGUUGCUUAUUCAGUGCCCUACAUAAUGGUUAUUUGCAGGAAACAUCAUUAGUUGGAGUUUGUAAACGUUAUUUUCAUCUUUUAAAUGUAUUUGUCUUUGGUACUUGAA